AUAGACAAGUCUGGCAAAGUUAUUGCAAAGUGGGACACAAGAGCAACUAAAAUUUACACAGAAAUUUGUGUAGAAGAGGUUAAUGCACGCAACAGGCCACAACACUUUCUAAAUGCAGAAGGGUAUGCUAACCUCAUUAGGAAGUUUAAGGAACGCACUGGACACACAUACACGAGGGAUCAAAUGAAGAAUAGGUGGGACUCUUUAAAGAGAAUGUACACACAAUGGAAAACACUGAAUGAAAGGGCUACAGGUCUUGGUCGAGACCCUCAUACUGGUUCAAUCAGUGCACCAGAUGAGUGGUGGGCUAAGCAAAAUGAAGCAAUGCCAGGGUGUAUCCAAUUUAAAAUAGCCCUGCUUGAGAAUGAGGACGAUCUUAAGAUUAUGUUUGGCCCCAUUGUGUGCACCAAUGAGACAACCCUUGUUCCUGGAGUUGAGGAUGCUAAUUCAUCUUCUGAUGGUCACGAAGAAGAAAUUGUAGGUGGCGGUGAAAACAGUACACCUGACCCCGGCUCAAUUGAGAAAGGUAAGCGCAAGGUGUUCCAUGAUUCUCCUACACCUAAGAAGAAAAGGGAUGUCAAGGACGAAUACAUGAAACGCCUUGUCGAAGCUUAUGAGUCUAGGUCCUUGUGCUCUAACAUGUCCAUAACUUCUUAUGAGAACGACCCCGUUCGUAAAGAGGUUGCUGCUCAAUUGCAACAAGUGAUUGAAGAUGGUGCACCGGAAGGAAGCGACUUACAUUUCUUUGCGACUCAUUUGUUAAUGGAAAAACGUUACAGAGAUGUGUUUGCAACCCUAAAGACCAAAGAAGGAAGGAUCGCUUGGCUGCGUCGUGCAUACGAGAAGAAUGACAAAUCCAGUUAGGUGUUGAGAGCACCUAGAGGGGGGUGAAUAGGUGAUCCUGUAAAACUUGAAACUUAAUGC
Zea mays is the source of this 924-nucleotide messenger RNA. RefSeq names its product L10-interacting MYB domain-containing protein-like. The transcript is spliced from 2 exons. The record is from RefSeq and is a predicted model, not a curated record. Lineage: Eukaryota; Viridiplantae; Streptophyta; Magnoliopsida; Poales; Poaceae. The annotation marks the transcript as partial.